AUGAGUGGCCGCCUACUAGACCUUUUUAAACCUUUCGAGGCAUUCCUGCCUGAAGUUAUCGCUCCUGAAAGAAAAGUCCCAUAUAAUCAAAAGUUGAUAUGGACUGCGGUUUCUUUGCUGAUAUUUUUGGUGUUGGGUCAAAUUCCAUUGUUCGGUAUCGUUUCAAGUGAAAGCAGUGAUCCAUUGUAUUGGCUUCGUGCUAUGUUAGCUUCCAACCGUGGUACGCUUAUGGAGUUGGGUGUUACUCCUAUAAUUACAUCGUCUAUGAUUUUCCAGUUUUUACAGGGUACACAAUUGUUGCAAGUGAAUUUGGAAAGUAAGCAAGAUCGGGACUUGUUUCAGGUUGCUCAAAAGGUAUGUGCUAUUGUUUUGACUUUAGGUCAGGCUAUCGUUGUUGUCUUGAGUGGUAACUAUGGAAGGGCAGCUGAUUUGGGCAUUGCAAUCUCUUUGUUGUUGAUUUUGCAGCUUGUUUUUGCUUCUUUUAUUGUCAUGUUGUUGGAUGAAUUAUUAGUUAAAGGCUAUGGUUUAGGUUCAGGUAUCUCCUUGUUUACUGCAACUAAUAUUGCAGAGCAGAUUUUCUGGAAAGCAUUUGCUCCUACCACUGUCAAUUCUGGUCGUGGUAAAGAGUUCGAGGGUGCCGUCAUUGCGCUAUUCCACUUAUUGAGUAUUAGAAAAGAUAAGAAAAGAGCCUUGGUGGAAGCAUUUUACAGACAACAUCUACCAAACAUGUUCCAGGUGCUUUCCACUGUCGGCGUUUUCUUGUUUGUACUAUACUUGCAAGGCUUCCGCUAUGAAUUGCCAAUUAGAUCUACCAGAACAAGAGGUCAACUUGGCGCAUACCCAAUCAAGUUGUUUUACACUUCUAACACUCCGAUCAUGUUGCAAUCUGCCUUGACAUCCAACAUAUUUUUGACUUCUCAAUUACUCUACCAAAAGUUCCCAUCAAACCCAUUCGUUAAAUUACUGGGUGUCUGGGGUACAAGACCAAGUGCUCCAUUUGGCCAACAAGCUGCCCUUUCCGGUUUGUCUUAUUACAUACAGCCCCCAUUUUCCUUUACAGACGCCUUACUAGAUCCUACCAAGACUAUCAUUUACGUUUUAUUCGUCCUUGGUGCAUGUGCCAUGUUUUCUAGAACCUGGAUUGAUGUUUCUGGUACUUCGCCCCGUGAUGUCUCCAAGCAGUUUAAGGAACAAGGCUUGGUCAUUAAUGGUAAGAGAGAAACUAAUGUGUACAAAGAAUUGAAGAGAAUCAUUCCUACCGCAGCUGCCUUUGGCGGUGCCACUAUUGGUGCUCUAGCCGUUGGCUCCGAUCUACUAGGCACAUUAGGCUCAGGUACUUCAAUUUUGAUGGCGACCACCACUAUCUACGGUUACUACGAAAUCGCUGCAAAGGAAGGUGGUUUUACGAAGAAUUUAGUCGCUGGCUUCACAGAAAUCACGGGUUAA
Messenger RNA from Eremothecium sinecaudum, 1446 nucleotides. RefSeq names its product translocon subunit SEC61 (gene SEC61). Gene Ontology annotation, biological process: post-translational protein targeting to membrane, translocation; SRP-dependent cotranslational protein targeting to membrane, translocation. The record is from RefSeq and is a predicted model, not a curated record. Gene Ontology annotation, cellular component: membrane; Sec61 translocon complex. The coding region runs from base 1 to 1446 and encodes 481 amino acids. Gene Ontology annotation, molecular function: transmembrane protein transporter activity; signal sequence receptor activity; ribosome binding. Lineage: Eukaryota; Fungi; Ascomycota; Saccharomycetes; Saccharomycetales; Saccharomycetaceae. The transcript has a single exon.